AUGCCCGGCUUGGACUACUCCCGCUUCGACGGCAUCGGCGACUCGGACUCCGAUGGGGAGAAGGAGACAGAGGAGCCGCAGGCGGAGCUGACGGAGCUGCCCAAGGAAUUGACCCAGGGCCAGUCCUUGGUCUUGGCGGCGCGGGAGGGCCAGCUGCACGUGGUGGAGGCCUUGCUGCAGAGCCGCGCGGAGGUCAACGCCACAGACCCCCACCAGGGCAGUGCCCUGCUGCGGGCAGUGCAGCUGGGCAUCCAGGCGCGGCCCACCAUCGAGGCCCUGCUGAAAGCCAGCGCGGAUGUGGCCCAGGAAAGCGCACAGGAGGAGACGCCUCUCACGGAGGCCGCCGCCCAUGGCCAUCCAGAGCUCUUGUCCGCGCUGUUGGCAGCGGAUCCGCCGACCAAGGCACUGGGCCCAGCCCUGCGCACGGCGGCGCGGGCCGCCGCGGCCGGCGGAUCCGCGGGGCGCAUUGGGCGGAUGCUGCUGGACAAGGGCGCACCGGUGGAGGGGGCAUUGCACGCCUGGGCGCGGCAUGGGCACCUGGAAAUGGUUCAAGAGCUCCUCAGCAGACGAGCAGAUGUGAACGAGAAGGAUGCUGAAGGCCACACUGCCCUUCUGCGUGCGGCACAGAAUUCUCACGAGAAUUCGUCAAACAUCAUCAGCAUGCUGUGCAAAAGCAGGGCCGACCUUGAGGUUCCCAAUCGGAAGGGCAUCACGCCUUUGGAAUCAGCUUGCACUGCGCGUUCUGACGGCCUUGUCGAGACGCUGCUUGCUUGUGGGGCGCUUGCAGAAGCAAAACAUCGGGAAGACCUGAAGACCGGCAUGUCCCCGCUGGUCGCUGCGUCCGUUGCUGGGGGCGCGUCUACUGCAUGGCUGAUCCUCGAGGCUCGGGCCGACGCAAAUUCAGCUGACGCUGGUGGCCGGAGAGCCUUGCCUUGUGCGGCAGCAAGUGGGAACCUUCAGCUGUGCCAAGUUUUGUUGUCGGCGCGCUCGGACCCAAACCUCCGCAGCAGGGGAGAUCGCAGCGGGGAGGGGGCAGCAGCUCUCGUCAUGGCAGUGGCUGCUGGCCAUGCUGCAGUGGUAGAGGAGCUGUUGGCAGCAAGAGCGGACCCAGAGCAGCCCAGCGAAAGGGGUCAGACUUCCUUGAUGCUGGCAAGCUCCAGCCCAGAUUUGUGUCAUCAGCUGCUGCAUGCCCGCGCCAACGCCGCAGCCACCGACACUGACGGCAAGACCGCGCUGAUUUUGGCGGCGGGCGCGGGGUCUUUGGGCAUUUGCCAGGCCCUGCUGGCGGCCAAGGCCGACGUCGCGCAGCGCAGCACCGGCGGUGCGGCCGCACUCCACGCGGCCGCAGCCUCAGGCCACGCGGAGGUCUGCCAUCUGCUGCUGGCGGCCAAGGCAGACCUGACCCCCGGCCCUGCUGGACGCACACCCAUGGAGGUGGCCGAGGUAGCAGGCUACGCCUCCUUGGCGGCAAUGCUCAAGGCAUGA
Molecule: messenger RNA, 1485 nt
Organism: Effrenium voratum
Lineage: Eukaryota; Dinophyceae; Suessiales; Symbiodiniaceae
Source: the annotation of a GenBank genome assembly